GUGCUUCCGGUGUGUGGGCGAGGCUCGUCGACAGCUGCGGAGCUCCGAGCUGCAGCAAGAAGAAGAACAAGAAGAAGAAGAAGAAGAGAAAAGACGAGGAGAAGAAAAAGAAGAAGACUUGGAGUUUGAUCUUUUCGAAGAAGAAGAAGAAAACUUUAUUUCUUUACUUCCGGCACAGAAUCACACGGCUGCUGCUGCUGCUGCUGCUGCAGGAUGUGAGAGAACCACAACACUGAACACAUUAAACUGAAGAUCUCAACCAGAUCUGAGCAGGAACAAGUUCAAAGAUCGUCAGAAGACGCUGGGCGGCAGACAGACAGACAGACAGACAGACAGACAGACAGACAUGGCUCUGUUCUUCUCCGGAGCUGUUACAAGUUCACCUAUCAAACGUCGGCUGCGGGGAUACGACUCCUGUCACAGCCUCGACCAGUCCGUCCUCUCUCCCGACUCCUCCUACGUCUGUUACUCGUCCGUGGAUGGCGGCGAUCCGUGCUCCUGCCGCCGCUCGCCGCGUCUCCUCACCAACGGAUACUACAGCGUCACCGAGGACAGCUUCACCUGGGACGACGACGGCAACGUGUCGCUGACUCCCUGCAAAACCAGCGUGUCCUACAAGGAGAACCUGGUCAGGGUUUUCCGGCGCAGGCGGCGUCCUCGCAGCUCUCUGGCUCGCCUGUUCAGCGAUGUGACGGAGAGCUGCCAGUCCUGGCUGGAUGAGAAAGUCUUCAGAGGCGUGUUCGGGACCGGACAGAACCAAAACCAGAACUGGGACGAAGACCAGGACCAGGACAAGGAAGUGGACUGGACCAGGACCAACAAAGAGGGCCCGGCCCCGCUGGACCUGUCGACCUGGUCCGGAUUCACCAGCACCGAGCUGGACGGCAGCCACAGCUUCACUUACGACCACACCGAGAUCCCGCCCCCUCCGGACAAAGUGGCCCCGCCCCCAAAGCUGCUCAUCCAGGAGGAGAUUUGUUCUGAGAUCUGUCAAUCAAAGGAGCAGUUCACCCAGUCACUGGGCGGCUUCUCUGAGGUCCCGCCCCCCUCGCCCUUCUACACCAGCAGCUGCUGCUGCCAGGCCUCACCUGAGCACACAGGGUUAACGAUGACGGCUCUUCUGCUCUUCAUCUUCACCGUCUUCAUCGUCACGGCUCUGUGCUCAGGGUGUCUCCUGUGGAGCGCGACUGUUGCAUCGACCGCGUUCAUGGCGAUCACAGCAUUCAUGUUCCUGACGAAGUCGGGGCCGCUGGGCGAGUGGAGGAGGGCGAAGACGGAGGAUAUCACAUCAAGAAACGAGUGAAAAGCGUCUGCAGAACGUUUCCAGUGUUGUGAAAUGUGAAAACUGGAGGAGGGACAGAAAAAACCAGUCUGCUGGGACUCAGUGGAAAUAUUUAACAUUUCACCAACAUGUUUGCAUGUAAGUUGCACUUAAAGGACCAAGUUCUCCUCGAGCUCCGGAGAACGUUUGACAGAAAACAUCAGUUUGAUGCUUCAUGAUAAAAAUCACAACCUGUUGAAUGUCGGUCUGUAUCUAAAUGUUCUGCGCUGAGCUGCGUCGAUCGAAGGGCUGAAGUUUAAACUGUCAACACAUUGACAGCAUUUAAUAUUUGAAUCUUAAAGCCGUGAAAAACUGAGCGUGGUGACGUGUCCAGACGACAGGUCGCGUCACCUGGAAGCUGACUGACGUUUCCUUCCUGUUACAUGUCAGAAUAAUAACUGUUCACCGGCGAUCACGAGCUGAAUCAGACGAUGUGAUUCUGUUAAAAGGCCGAAGGAGCUCAUGAACAUGGUGACACAAGUAGCUGUAGUUUAGCAUCUAUAAAAUAUAUUUUAAAAAAUAUAUCCUUAUCAUGUAUAACAAAAAAAUGUACCUGAUGUAUUUUUGAAAUACUGUAAGGUAUCUUCUGUGUCAGUAGUUAAACUUGGCUGUUUUUGGGACGUCCAAACGUUGUCGGACUCUCCUCGUCUGCAGAACAGAUUCAGGUCCAACAGCUAAAAGAAUUCAGCGCCGAGCGUUCUUCUAUUCCUUCAAUUUAAAAAUAACCGCUGUGACUUUUCUAAGAACACAAACGCACAAAAACACCUGAAGUCCUGAUCUGCCGGAGGUUGUGACCACAGGAGAUUAGUGCCAUUGUUUUUUUAUCCCUGAGGAAACUGAGUCGCUCCAAUAAAAUGACUCACAUCUUUCAAAAAAUAAUACAUCGUGUUGGUACAUUAAAGCUGCACAAGCACUUGUGAAAGUCUGAUUUCCUGGAUCUCUCCGGGACUUCCUGACGGCUGUGAAAAGCAGCGUAAGGAGGAGACGCUUAGUUCGUUUGACUUUCGCCCAGUUGACGGGUCGGUGGGCGGGGCCAGAACCACGAGUCGUUACUCACAUAAUCCUACCUCGUUCUGAUGGAUUCAUACUGACGGUGAGACACCAUCAGAUAAAAUAAAAACAGAUAGAUGAAGUCAGAGAAUCAUAUUGAUCUUGUUAGCAUGGCGUUCUCUUGUGCAGCUUUAAGAGAAGCAGCUGAUAAAACGCCAUGAAUCGUGUCCUCAGUGCCUUUAAAUCAGCCAGCAGCGCAGAAACACAGAAUAUUACAGGGAAGAGAUCGAUUUAAACCUUAAAAUGCUGCUGAAACAUUAAACAGACGUGGAGAACGUGUGGUUUCACAGCUGGGUGGAGUUUCCUGCAUUUUAGAUCUAAAAAAAAAUAUAUUGUCUCUAAUAAAAGUGGCCGUGUUCACACAUUUGACAGCGGAACUAAUGAGGAAAAAUCUAAAGCAGAAACUGUUUUUAAACUCCUCGUUCAGCCUGUCGGGAGCUGUGAUGAUGCUCCGAAAUAAUCAGCUUUAAACUGUCCUGUUAAGAGUGAGACAGCGUCAGGAACAAAACUCUGAUGUUUCUGAAUCGAUCGAACCUGCUGCACACGCAGGAGAAGGUUUUAUCAGCAGCCUGCCGUCACUGUUGGUGCGUCAGCGGCAGAUUUAACGUCCUCGUGUGAACACAGUCGCUCGUGUUUCUCUGUGGGACAAACUCCACCCGGCUGGCAGCUCAGGCAGGAAAAAGAAACCUGAACUCCUCCGUGAGUUGAGUCUGCGUCUGCGUGCAGGUCCACAAUCCUUCACACAGCGUCUCGACUUUCUGCCGGAGCAACAAGAAACUCAACGCUGAGCUUUAGAGCUCAGAGAGGGAUCAGGGAGAAAAUCUUUAAGGUCAAAUCGAAAAGGAAAAAUCAUCUUGUGGUUUCAGUUUAAAAUGAAUCCUCGUGCUGCAGAAAUAAUUGAAACCAGUCAAACAGUCACAAACAGUUUGUAUUGAUCAGUUAUCGCUCUGUCGUGGCAGGAAGCUGGAUAUUAGACAUAAAGAAAAAUAAGUACUGUAUGGCUUUAUAAAGUUUGGCUUUAUAAAGUUUUUUUUUUUUAAAUUCUAUCAUGUUUGGGCCUCAAACUAGCCAAGACCUGGAUCGUACCUGGAGGAGGAGCUGAGCUGAGCUCUGCGUCCAGCAGCAGCACACAUCAGCUCCUCCUGUCUGAAAUAUAAAUGUUCUCCUGUGUGAUUUUGUGUUGAUGAGCCGGAGGAGCAGAGAGGUUCCAUCUGUAGCGCUUCAUGUUCCAGAUCGUCUGAUAACGCUGCGUUCAGGUCAUAAAGGGAUUAUCACAAUCACCGCCUGCCGACUCCUUCACACCGAUGUUGAAGUUGUAACCGCGUUUUUAAGUCGUUAAAGGUCAUUUGUAAUUUGUACUGCUCAUUUCCUGUUAGCAUGAACGCUCACACUGUUUUCGCUACCGUCCAUUUUAACCGACGUGAACACAGCGUCUGAUCUGAAACCUGACGGGUCAACAGCUCGCACACCAGAAAGCAAAAAAUAAUCAGAAAACAAACUGUUAGAGGCUCGAUGACGAAGUGACGACAAAUGUAGCUGCAGAGCUAACUGCUAACAUGCUAGCAACUGUCCAUUUGGGACUCACACUUCGGACUAACACUGCGCUGUGAUUGGUGUAAAUCACAAGUUUCAUCACGAUACUGUAUCGUAUUUUAUAUCACAAAGUCUGCCGCGAUAUGAUUCGAUUCAGGACAGGAGACAGUAUGAGAAGAUUAUAUAUCCGCUCAGAUUAAUUAAACGUCCUGAGGCUUUGUGGCGGUCACAAGGACGAGUCACGGCGACAUGUAGCAGCCAAUCACAGCGCAGCAGGGCGGGACGAGGUCGACUCUUCGUCUCCGGCUCUGUUCGCUCACAGGUCGGCAGCUAUUGGUCGAUGUUCACUGAAGCUGAGCCCGAUUUGAUCCCAAAGAAAGAUUUUGACAUGAAAUGUGUAAUUCUGGUGCGAGCAGGCCUUUAAAAGGUCGAACGUCUCUGUUUCUGUGUAACCUGAGUCAUCGAUGUGUUUUUAUUCACUCAAAGUGCCAAAAUUUGUAGAAAUCUGGUGAUUCAGGGAAACGUUACGUCACAAGAAUCAAUCUAUAUUACUAAUGUUUUUGUAAUAUUGUGCUCUGCAGAACUUCUUGCUUUGCAUUUAAAGCUGCACGUCUCAGAAUUUUUAUACGAACACGAUCAAGCGACACUGUUGUAAUGUGAGAGAAGUCGAUCCUGAAAUCCUUUUAGCCUCUUUUAGCUCCUAGUUUUGGUUUUUACGGCUGAAAAUAAGAGGCGGAUUUUUCCCUCGGGAGUUGGUGGCGAGAAAAACAUUUUAAUGCAGCUUUAAAUGACCAAAGUUAAAUGUGUAACUUUAGGAGGUUGGUUUUCUUUUAUAUGAUAAACAUUUAAGAAAAAAAAAAAGAAGAAUUUACUGUAAAAGGAAAGUUUCUGUCACUCGAGUUCAUGAAAUGUGGAUCUUUCUCGGAUGAAUCUGUCAGUGUAGCUCUUGUGUGUGACGUGAUGCAGCUGAUGUACAUGUUGUUGUAUAUAUCUUUAUUUUUAUUGACGGCACUUAUUGCAUCUGUUAACUCUUUAUUACACUGUGCUGUAACCCUGUUGUUGAAGUCUGUGGUCGGUAACUUCCUGUUCUGAACAUGUCAAAUUAAAUCUUAAACGACGCACAAAAACUAGAUUUGAAUUUGAAACUGAGACGUGAUUAAGAUCGUUCGCCUGAACGAGCAAACGACGAUCGAUCGAUGUGAUAAAUUUAAAGGACAAAGUCGUCCUGUUCUCAGUGUUGAUCACUGAGUGUUAAUCAAUAGUUUGGGAGCCGAUCAGCUCCUCGUGUCGGCCUGUCGACGGCUCUGUGCUUUAAGAUUUGAUUUCAACAGAACUUUUUGUUUCGUCAGAUAUUUCCAAACUCCAGUGAAAAUGUUUUCUUUCAUCUGAAGUUUGUGUGAAUGUUCAUCAUCCAUUAAAGCAUGUUACAAAGAC
Messenger RNA from Acanthopagrus latus (yellowfin seabream), 5338 nucleotides. RefSeq names its product transmembrane protein 71 (gene tmem71). The record is from RefSeq and is a predicted model, not a curated record. The coding region runs from base 347 to 1303 and encodes 318 amino acids. NCBI's taxonomy places the organism in Eukaryota, Metazoa, Chordata, Actinopteri, Spariformes, Sparidae. The transcript is spliced from 12 exons.